Fraxinus pennsylvanica is the source of this 1611-nucleotide messenger RNA. NCBI's taxonomy places the organism in Eukaryota, Viridiplantae, Streptophyta, Magnoliopsida, Lamiales, Oleaceae. The record is from the annotation of a GenBank genome assembly.
AUGGAGCAAUUCCCGGUCAACCUAUUGCCUUCUGAUGAGAAAAGAAAUGUUAUCAAUGAAAUGGAUUUCUUUGCCAACAAGAAAGACGAUGACGAGUCGAAAACAGGCACUGACGAUGAUGAAGAUAUCAACAAAAAGGAUUUGAGUGCACACGCACAAUUGGAUUUCAAUGUAAAUACUGGUUUGCAUCUUCUCACUGCCAACACUAGUAGUGAUCAGUCCAUAGUGGACGACGGGAUUUCUCCGAAUUCAGUAGAUAAAAUAUCAAAAAGUGAGAUGGUUGUCCUUCGAGCUGAAAUGGAAAGAAUGAAUUCAGAAAAUCUUCGUCUAAAGGACACGUUGAAUCAAGUAACAAACAACUACAACACUCUCCAGAUACAUCUGAUGACACUGAUGCAACAACAUGAAAGAGAUCAUCAGAGAACUGCUCAUGAUGAUAAUGGUAUAACAGAAGAACAUGGAGGAAAACUAGUGGAUGAUACUAAUAAGCAACAUAAAAAAAGUAAUGGAUUUGUGGUGCCUAGACAAUUUAUGGAUCUUGGACUAGCUGCCAAGACGGAAGAGGCUUCAUUAUCGUCGUCUGAGGGGAGGAGCUGCCCGGACCGAUCACGAUCCCCCAUGAAUAAUAUCGAUGGAUUUUCGAAGGAAAUUGGGCGAGAGGAGAUUUCAGACAAGGGGUCACAUGGUUGGGGCUAUUCUCCGAAAAACAUCGAUCAAGCAGCCGAGGCUACUAUGAGGAAGGCCCGAGUUUCUGUUAGAGCCCGAUCAGAGGCUCCAAUGAUCACGGAUGGAUGCCAAUGGCGCAAGUAUGGGCAGAAAAUGGCAAAGGGAAACCCGUGUCCUCGGGCAUAUUAUAGAUGCACCAUGGCUGCUGGUUGCCCGGUUCGAAAACAAGUACAAAGAUGUGCAGAAGACAGAACCAUCCUAAUAACAACCUAUGAAGGCAAUCACAACCACCCAUUGCCCCCAGCAGCCAUAGCAAUGGCAUCGACUACAUCUUCAGCUGCAAGAAUGCUACUCUCCGGUUCAAUGCCAAGUGCCGAUGGCCUAAUCAACUCAAAUUUCCUCGCCCGCACCCUCUUCCCUUGCUCCUCCAGCAUGGCCACCAUAUCCGCAUCCGCGCCUUUUCCUACUGUUACAUUGGACUUAACUCAAACUCCAAAUCCCUUACAAUUCCCAAGAUCUCAAAACGAAUUCCAAUUAUCAUUCCCUAAUGCCGCCCACAGUUUUUCUAGCAAUCCAGCAGCCCUUCUACCGCAAAUCUUCAGCCAGGCAUUACACAACCAAUCCAAGUUUUCUGGUCUCCAAAUGUCACAGGACAUGGAAGGAGGUCACCAGGCCACGCCGUCACUCCCGGUCGCGAUGCACCAAGGCCAACAAAACCAACUUGCUGAUACAAUGUAUACACUGGCAGCAGAUCCAAACUUCACUGCUGCAUUGGCAGCAGCCAUUACAUCCCUUAUUGGGAAUUCACAUCCAAACAAUGCCAACAAUAUUGCCACAAACGUCGCAGCCACCACCACCAGCAACAACGGCGGUAGCGUUACCACUAGCAACAAUAAUAGCAAUGGAAACAAUAAAGUUAGCAGCUCAAACUUUCCAGUGAAUUGA